Molecule: messenger RNA, 1586 nt
Organism: Schistocerca gregaria
Lineage: Eukaryota; Metazoa; Arthropoda; Insecta; Orthoptera; Acrididae
Product: proteasome subunit beta type-4-like
Exons: 3
Coding region: 147-899 (250 amino acids)
Cellular component (GO): proteasome core complex
Source: RefSeq, a predicted model, not a curated record
CGUCAUAACGGUCGGAAUUUGCACUCUUCAAGUGAAUCGUUCUGAAAAAUGUAAAGGUUCGAAAAAAAAAGCGACCGCCACACACACUUUUUUUUUUGGGAUUGUACGCACAUACUGCUUUAAUUUUGGCUUCAGCGCACUUAGUCAUGGAUCCUUCCGUUGGCUACUGGCCGUGCAAGGUUGGUCAAUGGCCGAUUGACAAAAAGAAACUACUCGAAAACUUCCUGGUUACAGAACCCUCCUUUCACAAGACACACACUCUAACACCCUACGUGACAGGAUCCUCUGUUCUGGGUAUCAAAUACAAGGAUGGAGUCAUGCUGGCGGCAGACACGCUCGCUUCGUACGGGUCUCUGGCUCGUUUUCGCCUCGACCGAAUCAAGAAAAUCAAUAAAACAACGCUGCUCGCCGCUAGCGGAGAAAUGUCAGACUUUCACUCAAUAGUUCGCGACUUGGAUCGCAUGAUGACUGCCGAGUUCUGUAUGAACUACGGCCACGAAUCAACUGCUCACGAGAUCUUCUCAUAUCUGUCUCGAGUUAUGUACCAUAAACGCAACCGCUUCGACCCCCUCUGGAAUCAGCUCGUGAUCGCCGGAUUCGAUUCCGAAGGUAAAUCUAUGUUGGGAUACAUCGACCUAAACGGCACUGCAUUUAGAGAUGACGCCAUAGCCACAGGAUUUGGAGCCUAUCUCGCACUUCCAGCACUCAGAAAUAAUCAGAGUGAUCAGAUGACGGAGGAGUCGGCCUUCAAACUGCUGGAAGACUGCUUGAAAGUUCUAUUCUAUCGCGAUGCAAGAGCGUCCAGCGAAAUCCAAAUUGCGAAAAUCACACGCGAUACCAUCGAAAUCUCAAGUCCUUACAAACUAAGCACCGAUUGGUCAUUGGCUAAGAUUGAUUGAAAAGCGAAAUCCUAAAGCCGAAUGCCACCUUUAAUAAAUAUAUGCAGAACGAACAUAUGCACAAAAUACAAACUCUGCGUGUGUACGUCGUGUUCUAUGCUGUCAUACUAAUAGAGCGUCGCGCAAGCUGUUCUAUCAGACUCUAUAAAAGCGUUUCGUUUAUUCUUCAGACCGCAUUGUCUCCACGCCCCUUUCAACGGGCUCCUCGGUCUAUUUCAAGAGUCCCUUGUAUAUAUACUGAGAAACGAGAGUCAAACGGUACAACAUCUUUUUGACCCCAUUCUGUGAGGGGGGGGCAGACUCCGAAGUAGGGGCAAAUCCCUCUACGUACCACCGUUCUAAACAUUCAUGAACCCCUGUGAGCUCGCGUAGAGAGCCAGAGAAUGCAUACUAGGUCUUCGCCGUUGAUGCGCGAAAAUUUACCGCGAAGUCCACCGCGCACUCUGUCGAACGGACCCCAGACGGAAAGGGCCUUUUCUCCUCGCUAGCAGGUCCUUUGCCCCGUGACUCGCUCAAUUCUGCCCGCGACACUCGAACGAAAGCUGGCAGGAAGCAAACGGCCCCGUCUUUCGAACGUGCGCAGGUUACCGCUCGCAGCGCCGCGCGGCCGAGCCGGCAAGACAGAAAAUGCGAUAGUCCUCGCAGAGCCUUGCUGUUCGAAGACAGACAGGGACCCGGGAAAGGAUU